GGAGGGGUUGUGUGUGUGUGUGUGUGUGGUGCUGAUGCUGCGCGUGCCUCGGAGGCGGCCGCUGCCAUAGAAAUCCACCGAGCAUCCCUCCGCGAGACGACCAGCGCGAGCACUCUCGGUUUUUUCCUUCUUCCUCCUUCACGGUUAAAAACCUGAUGAUGAGGAGACUCGGGGUGUUUCUGUCCGCUCUGCAGACCUUGUUCACCUGUUUAUAACCACAAAUAUCCCUCACUUUUAAUUUGAUCAUCCUUCGUAAAGCACACGCUUCGGACCGGAUCUCUGAUUCCGAGGCUGGACUUCUCCCCGGUGCCUGCCCCGCCGUGCUCGCCGCUCCGUCCCUCCAUACUUUAUGCACAGCACGCUGCUCCCGUCGUCCCCGAAGAAACACACCUUCGUGCCCGAGCACCAUGGUCCGCUCCAGGCGCUUUCACUAAGAGACAUGGAGGCGAAGCAGCACCAGAUCAAGAGCCUGAAGAGCUACCCGGAGACCGGCGGCCGGAGCCUGGCAGCAGCCGCCGCCGCGGGGGGAGACGGAGCAGGCGGCGCUGGGAACCGAGCCGGCUCGGCUGAGAUGGACAUGGAGGCGAAGAUCCAGAAAGCCAUCGACUUCAAGGCGGAGGGUCACCGCUGCUACAAGGAGAAGAAAUUCCGGGAGGCGAUAGGCAAGUACCACCGGGCGCUUCUGCAGCUGAAGGGGGUGCACGUCGCGGAUGGGACGACGGGCUCCGAGGUCAACCUGCUGAGCCAAGCCACCUCCAAGAUGACCGAGGAGCAGCGGAGAUCCGUGGAGAUCACCGAGAUCGAGUGCUACGACAGCCUGACAGCGUGUCUGUUGCAGUCCGAGCUGGUAAACUACGAGAGAGUGAAGGAGUACUGUCUGAAGGUGCUGAGCCACCAGAGAGACCACUUCAAGGCCAUGUACCGAGCCGGCAUCGCCUUCUAUCACCUGGGUGACUACGAAUGUGCCCUACGUUACCUGCGUGACGCCAAGAACCGCGAACCAUCAGACACCAACGUGCUCCGGUACAUCCAGCUGACGGAGAUGAAGAUGAGCAAGAGCGGACAGCGGGAUCGAGAGAUGGGCAAAGAGACCCAGGGCUGACCCUCGACCUUUUCACCCUCCUGACCCGCCCACCCCUGACCCUACGAACAGUCCCGGAUGGCCCCUCCCUCUCUCCGCCUCCUCCAUCGACUACUGACAGCAGCACAGCCCACAGACGGAAGGGACCGACCCAAUCACCUGCCAGCGAUGAACUGAAGCGGGAGACAUAUCAAGAGCUGUCUGCAGCACAUCCCCUUCAUCCCUCUCUUCCCUCCUCUUCUCCCUUUUUCUCCCUCAGGUGCUGUGGUUCAUCUUCCCUUAGACGCAGACAGUCAAGCAAACGUAAAAAAGAAAACAACAACAACAAAAAAAUACAAGAAAAAUGCUGUAUUAUACUCAUAUGAAACAUCAUCGCGGCGGACUGAAAAGGGAGCUUCAACACAUACAAAUAAUGGACAUUUGCGUGAUUUAGUAAAAGUUUUAAAAACAUGAAAAGCAUUUUGUCUCUGCUCUCUUGCUCUUUUUCUCUUGGCCUUCUCUCUCUCUCUCUCUCUCUCCUUCUUAUCUGGAACUCUUGAGGAGAAAAUCAGGGCUGGGAAACUCGACCACACCGGGAGGAGGGCAGGAGUGUGUGUGGAGGAAGUUCGGCCAUGAGCGUGGGGAUAGUGAGGUGGGGGGGGUGUGUGACACAUAUCAAGACCAUAGCCCAGUUUGAUUGUACAUCCUAUACCCCAACAGGGCACCCGAGGGCCCUUAUAUCCAGACUGUGGGACAGACUAGAAAUCUUUCAUCGAGUAGAGAAGAAGCCUUCCUCUGUGCUUAAUCUAUCGCUCUUCUGUCUCACUUGUCUCUCCUGGAUGCCAUGUAUCUCUCUUUCUGGACUGUUGUUUCUAUUCAAGGGCUAAUUCAAGUGUUUGUAAUCCGUCACUAGGGUUUUUUUUUUUUAUUUGCUUUCGGUGUUCAUCAUACUCAGUAGUACCUAAUUGAUAUGGUGUGCUAUUGUGGAAAACUGGUGUGUCUUGAAUCUGUUGUCCGAAACCCCUCCUGGGUCGCGUGUUGUUGUUGAUGUUGUUGACACUCCCUCCCUCCUUCCUCCCCCUGUUCUCCCGUCAAUGAUGUCACAAUGGAAAAUAGCCAAUGGGAUCGGUGUUCCAUCAACCUGCCAUUGGCUUAGAUGGAGAUCCACUCUUUAAGCGGUUCACGGCGAGAAAACACUUUCUUCUUAACCGAGGUCCGACCUUUUAUCGCUAAUGCUGAAGCUUCCCAGACAUCGACAAUACGCCGAGGAGACUCUGGGCGGCGUUAGUGCAGGGAAACAAUCACACGCUUCUGUCCCGACAGUCCGAACAACCACCACGGAGCACUCAGCUUAUAGUGCACUUCAACAAGAGUGAGCCAUUUGAGAUUCUUCCUCUUUCAGUUUUCCGUAUGUCGAUAAAUAAAAUACCAAUGUAUGGAAACAGACGGACAGACACUGUAACACACAACAUAAGCAUUAGACACUAUACCGAUAAUAUGGUUUGUGGAUGUCCAUGACUAGCUAAAUAUUUGCCAGCGAUUCUCUUGUAAAUUUGUGAAGCUGAAACAUUGCUAAUACAGACAUUGCUAUUCUAUUAGCUUUACCACAGGCUUAAACCCGCCCGCCCUGUUCUGCAGGAGGUGGGACUGAUGAUUUCUGAAAGCAUGACCUGAAUUCCCCUCGUCUACGAUUCCAUGAAACCCAAUUUCCUCUUUCCCGUGUGCAAGCCCACCUCCUGCAUGUAACGUUUGGCUCCAGGGAGUUACUUCAGAUGUUAGGGAGGGGAUUACAUGUGCUCUAUUGCUUUCUGACAUGGCAUGCUGCCACUCAAUGAUGUGCUCAUACCUCUAUUUUAUCCAUUCUGCCAUCGACAGACCGAUCAAAGCAGUACAAUAAGAUAUCGCAUAUAUCUGAAAAAAAGAAGGUUGAAUUAAAGUCACUGCGAGAUAUUAAAGGUUAUUCCUCUGCUGAAGAAAUUCAAACAGAGCUGGAGGAGGAAAUUUAGAGAGAGUUGCAGUAAAAGAUUUCCCCUCCUUACUUUUUUGCCAGUGACCUGCUGGGAGGGAAACAGAGACCAAAGUGUGUCAAUGGGACCCUGGAGAGACGGCACCAUGUGUCGAAGAGACCUGCAUGAUACAGAGUCGCUCCAGUGGAGGGAGAAGUAGGCCACUGUCAGCCGCAGCGGAGCGGCUGCAGCUUCACUGUGGCCGUGGAGAUACAUAGAAAAGUUUAGAGCUUAUUUAUCAUCAUACACUAUAUGGCUAAAAGUAUGUCAACAUUAAGCCCUUUAUUUAUAUAGAGCUAUUCUAUCGACCACUCAAAGGACUUUUCAGUACCAGCCACACUUACACACUGCCGGCAAUUUGGGGUUCACUGUCUUUCAGCAUGUGGACUUGAGGAGCCAGGGAUCGAACCACCGACCUUCUGGUUAGUGGACGAGCUCCUCUAUCUCCUGAGCAACAGCCGCCACAAAGUGAUAGCUGAACAUCUCAUUACCCAAACUUCAAUUCAGCCACUAGAUCAUUUGUAUGUUGGGUCCUGGAUCCCAGUCGGUAUUCCAGUUCAUCCCAAAGGUUUUGGAUGUGGUUGAGGUCAGGGCAGGUGGUUCCACACUAAACUUCGACUAAACUAUCUAUGUACGAAAGCACGCCAUUGUCUAAAACAGUGGUUCGCAAACUUUUGGAUUCCUUCUUUAGUUACUGUUCCCACAUUUAUUGAGCUGUUACUGAAAUCACGCCCUGGUUCCUCCCAUUGUAAUAGAAUCUCGAGAAUCUCUCUAUAUUGAGCAGUAAAUUGUUAUUGUGAAUCAUUGCUAUUUUUCUUCCAUUUUACAAUAGAUAAAUAGUUUAUGAAUAUCACAUUCUGAUUUCAGAUGCAAUUAAAAUGAUGAGAGGAAAUGUAGUUCAGUAUAAAGUAUAUUACAGUGAUUUCAGACACAGCCGUGGAUAUUUUCCCAGCAGACAAUUCGACUUGUCACUGCAGGAAAACAAAAGGUGUGACUCAUAACAGCACAGACUUUGCAAACGGGGGCGUCCACAUAGUUUUAGCCAUAAAGUGUAUCAACAUAGUAAAAUGUAACUUUUAAUAAUAUAAUAAAUAUAUAAAUUAUAUUUCCUGCUCUUAAUGGCUGUGAAGGAACAUGAUGAUAUUUUCUUAAAGGACAAGUACAACAUUUGGGAAAUAAAAUGAUUUGUUUUCUUGCAAAGAGUUAGAAUAAAAGGAUUGAUACCACUGUGAUGUCUGUGGAGAGGAUUGGCUUUGCACAGCAUGAAGACUGUAAACAAGUUGAACGAUUCCUUUGAGUUAUCUUGCUGUUUUUGCUAAAAUAUAUAUUUGUUUGACAUUUCCCAUUACGAUUAAUAACAUAAACACCAAUUAAAUAACGGACUCAAGUGGAAUAACAGAUUUUUAUCACCCGGCUGUGGGUUGGAUGAGGACUGAAACCCCAGAUGCAGGAGCCGUCCUCUCUCCCGACGUGCCUCUGUUCUCUGUGUCUCUCUCUGGGCCUGCAUGGUUUUCCCGGAGGAGAUAAAUCAACAAACAACAGGGAGGAGCGGCACCUGCAGGCUCCGUCUCCAUGGCUGCCUGAGCUCAGUCUACUCACCCGCUGGCCCCUCGGGGAUAGGUCUCCUCCCGUGGUGCUCUCUUCAUGGCACCAGUCCGCCAUCUUGUUUCUGUCUCGCUGUGCAAAGUCAUUCUGGCUCGACGUGCGCCACGAGCGUCCAGAGAUAACUAUAGCUGAGCAGGUUCAUCUCAGGCUGUUUGAUUCAUUUGAUUCUGUUUGAUUAAUGGCAGAGGCGACUCAGCGGAAGGCUGUUAUCAUAGGAGUAAUCUGACAACGCGCUGUCUGUGCACAUAGAAAUAGAGACGCCCAAUGUCUGCGUCAGUGUAGCUUUGAAAAAUAAACAAAAAGCACAACAAAAAAGAAAAGGAAAAAAGUAGAACUACUGGCUGUGUUAUUUUCUGCUUCUUUUUACGUUGAUGUCAUUUGAGGUGAAUGUUUGUCAAAUGUCAAAGUAGUUUUUUCUGUGAAUAUAUGAUACAAUUGUCCCAAAAAAAAUACAACAAAAAAGGAAAGUUUUAUGGUUGUGAAAAGCUUUACUUUUCUGACUUACUUUAUCGGCAGAAAAGAAAUUCAAGAGGUAGAAAAGAGAAUUUUAACACAGCUCCUCCCACAGAGCUGCUUCGUGACUGUGUCUGUAUUUGUUGGUAUUUCUGUUGACGUCCCUUUUUGUCGAAGGGAUCCAAAAUCAGCUCAGAGUGCGUGCAAUGCCCUUUGAACCUUCCCAACCCCCGACCCCUACCUUUACCCGUCUGAAUGACCUUUGACCCCCCCCCCACUAGCGUCUGUUUCUGCACAGUAAAAGACGCAGUAAAACACAGGAGUGAACGAGAAUUCUGAGGAACUGGUACCAGAGCGCAGAGCUGCUCCUCACAGCUGCCAACCUCCAUCCUGUUUGUUUCUGUGUUGAUGGAGACAAAAUAUAUAUAUAAAAAAUAAAUAAAACCUGAAGCUGGGGACGUCAUGGCUAUGACCGCGCUUUUAUCUCGCCUCGCUCCCUAUGAGGCCUUUCUCUUUUUUUUCCAUUCAACAUCCAAACAUCCACCAGGCGUAAUGGCACUGGUUUUACUGAACUGCUAGCCCGGGAAUGCACUAUUGAUUGGUAAAUAAAGAUUAUGAAUAAAGUUUCAAACAAACCAGA
Messenger RNA from Hippoglossus stenolepis (Pacific halibut), 5764 nucleotides. It is a transcript of the gene ttc9b, whose product is annotated as tetratricopeptide repeat domain 9B. The transcript has 3 exons. NCBI's taxonomy places the organism in Eukaryota, Metazoa, Chordata, Actinopteri, Pleuronectiformes, Pleuronectidae. The record is from RefSeq and is a predicted model, not a curated record. The coding region runs from base 350 to 1102 and encodes 250 amino acids. Gene Ontology annotation, molecular function: protein binding.